GAGCUGUCGUGAGGCCGUUUGAGCGAGAAUCUAAGUAUAUAAAUAUAUAUACUUACGUUGCAUUAAGAUUCAUAUACUUCGCUUCUCUCACAACAGUUCAUUUAACCCCCAAAUCGAAAUCGUGAAAAUGAAUACGCCUCGCCAUACCGCACCCGCUUCAUUCCUAUCUUACCCCAAGUUUGCUUUCUUCUACGUACUGCUGGUGUUAGGAGCUGAGGCAAAUCCAGCUCGUCGUCAGGAAGGGGAAUCAGAGCCUAUUGUGGGCCAAACUCCAUUCCUUGUCACAGAUUACAACGAGACUACUGACUACUUCCCGAACAAGGUCUACGCCAACCACUCGGAGUUCUGGGAUGUUGAGUACCAUAACAGUUACAAGAUUGCUACUGACUAUAUAGGCAACUUCACAUAUGUUUUGUACCAGCGCGGAACUCCGAUCCCGGAGGAGGCGAGUUUAAAUCUCGCCCCCUCCACGUUCGUCUCUUUCAUGCCAAUCCCUGUGGCUACUAUGACUAUAGACGAAACAAUCCCCAUGCACAUGAUUGAAGUGUUGGGUCAAAUCAAUAACAUCAAAUACUCCGAUAACGCAACAUUUGGGUAUGCCACAAGCCCUUGCUUGCAAAAGCUGGGUGAGAACGUGAAUCUGACUCUCUCAUCUGAUCCCGAGCUGAGAGAAAUCCAGACCCAGUCCACCGAUAUCCAUAUCGCUUCCAUAUACACGUCGCCCAAUGUCUCUGAGAACACGUACUACGCAAGUUCUAUCAGUUCGGACCCAGGAGCUUUGCAUCGUGCCGAAUGGAUCGAAUUCUUGUCACUGCCUUUUAACUUAGAGGCUGUGGCAUCGGAAAGUUUCAACAUGGUUGAAACCAACUACAACAACUACAAGGAGGAGAUGCUGCAGGUGGCUGAGACCAAACCCGUCAUUGCCUGGAUCAGCACAUACACUUACUAUGGCCCCAGAGAAUACAUUAUCUUUGAUUCCGAUUACAAGCUGGAGUAUAUCUUUGCUGCACAAGCCUCCGCUGUUGCAGCGGGCCAGUUUAACGAGACGACCGAGGGUGAUUUCCAUGAUCUUCUCAAGCUGGCGGAUAUUGUCAUCGAUGAGGCCUACAUAGCCGGCGGCGAACAGAAGGAUAUUCAGUGGUUCAUGGAUUCAUAUGGUAUCGCUGAAGAGAAUGCUAUGGAUUACAAGUUCUUGUCUACUUCACCCGCCAGUGUCUUCGAUGUUAUGGGUCGUCAAAGUGACUCCUUCGGUCUAGAUUGGUAUGAAGGUGCCGUUUACCGUGCCGAUGAGGUGCUUCUAGAUGUGAUCAGUGCCGCCCAUCCGCAAUCUCGCCUUGGUGCCAACCACAACCGUACUUGGCUCAAGCGCACGGAGGAUGAGACACCUGUCAUCGUCUCAGCCGCAGACUGCCAGGUUUUGAUUGAUUCGAGAAAUUUCGAUUGAGACGAGGCUGUGGGCCAUUGAGGCAUGUGUGUUUUCUGGUUUCUUAGUUUCGCAAUUAUAUUUAAAAUUGCAAAGUUUGGUAUUCAAUUUUAAAUAUAAAUUGAAUGCAAAUGCUAUGGAUCUCUACUGAACACAAGUUUUUAUGCCUCAUUGUAUGUUGCAAGCAAGUCUAAAUGAUUAUACCUACGUGGGUAUGUGUGAAGACUCUGUUUUAUUCUUUUGUAGAAUUUCAAUAAAACAUGUGCAUACUCCAAAUAAGCCACGAAUACUGAUCAAUCUGG
Messenger RNA from Sphaeroforma arctica JP610, 1725 nucleotides. RefSeq lists its product as hypothetical. Lineage: Eukaryota; Ichthyosporea; Ichthyophonida. The transcript is spliced from 5 exons. Bases 128 to 1444 code for a protein of 438 amino acids. The record is from RefSeq and is a predicted model, not a curated record.